CUUAGGACAGAAUCAUGACAUGAGAGGAAGGGUAAAGAAAAAAUAAAAAAUAAAAAAUAAAAAUAAAAAUAAAAUGAAAAAUGAGAAGAGGGGAAAUUCACUUGUUGGGAAGGGAGACAAAGAGGUCAGUGACACAAACACAAGGCCACAGGCCUUUUCUUUUGUUUUUCCUUUUGGAAAAGCAAACCAAAGUAACCAAAACUAUCAUCCUUUAGAUUCUUCUUCUUCUUCUUCUUCUUCUUCUUUCUCACAAGUUUAUGCUUUUAUUCUCUCUCUCUCUCUCUCUCUCUCUCUCUCUCUCUAGAUUAAUAUUAGCAGGCUGUGUUAGAGGAAGAAUCUCUUGGGGCUUUGGCAUGGACCAGCAUUAGCAGACUUCUGUAUUUUUUUUUUUCCUGGUCAGACAUUGUUUUAUCAUCUAGUAACAUAAUCCCAACACAAUGACGAAGGUAAGUCCCGAAGUUGACGCGAUGGAUAUGGAUGCAGUUCUGCCAGUAUCUGCUGAUGUGAGCUUCAAAUCCAAUCACUUUCCAAAGUACAAACUGGGAGCCGAUAAUCAGAUUCUAGAAGAGCCAAAGGAGGACAACAAUGGUCCAUCUUUGAAGGAGGUUGUUGAACAGGAAACGACCCAGCUGUCGGAGCAACACAAGCGUCUAUCGGUUCGCGACCUUGCCUGCAAAUUUGACAAGAACUUGACUGCUGCUGCUAAGUUGUCUGAAGAGGCAAAGCUUAGGGAAGUGGCCUCAUUGGAGGGACAUGUUCUUUUGAAGAAGCUUAGAGAUGCACUGGAACAUCUAAGAGGCCGUAUGGCAGGGCGUAAUAAAGAGGAUGUGGAGAAAGCUAUCUCUAUGGUUGAAGCUUUAGCUGUUAAGUUGACUCAAAAUGAGGGAGAAUUGAUUCAGGAGAAGUUUGAAGUAAAAAAGCUAGCAAACUUUCUUAAACAGGCUUCUGAAGAUGCUAAAAAGUUGGUUAACCAAGAGAAAUCUUUUGCUUGUGCUGAAAUUGAGAGUGCAAGAGCUGUAGUCCAGAGAAUUGGAGAAGCACUUGACGAGCAAGAUAGAAUUUCACAAGCUUCUAAAGAGCAAUCUCCUGAUGUUGAGGGGCUACUAGAGGAGGUUCAGGAGGCUAGAAGAAUUAAAUUGUUGCACCAGCCAAGCAAGAUGAUGGAGAUGGAACAUGAACUUCGCGCACUACGAACUCAAAUUAGAGAGAAAUUUAUGUUUUCAGUCAAGCUACAGAAAGAGCUGGCAAUAAGCAAGAGAGCUGAAGAGAACAAAUCUCGUUUAUAUAUGUUAGAUGGUUCGGCAAUGCUAGGUUCAUAUCUUCGAAUCCAGGUGUCCUCUGAUGAGGCUCCACAGCUUUCAAAAUGUUCAAUUCAGUGGUAUCGCGUGUCACUUGAAUGCAACAGAGACGAAGUGAUUUCAGGUGCCAACAAACCAGUUUAUGCGCCCGAACCAUUGGACGUAGGACGAAUCUUACAAGCAGACAUUUGCUUUAAUGGCCAGAAAGCCUCAGUAAUGACUCCUGGCCCCAUUGAUCCUGCUGCAGGACUUGGAAGUCAUGUAGAGACACUGAUGAGAAAAUCUAACAGCGAAUUUAAUGUAGUUAUCUCAAAAAUGAAUGGACAGGACUAUUCAUCACAUUCCGUUCAUGCAUUUCAUGUGGGAAAGAUGAGAAUGAAGCUUUGUCGAGGAUGGAUCACAAAGGCUAGAGAAAUUUAUUCCUCAUCAAUGCAGCUAUGUGGCUAUAGAGGUGAGAGCAAUACUGCAGCGAAGGCGUUGUUUUGGCAAGCCAGGAAGGGCCUCUCGUUUGUCUUAACAUUUGAGUCGGAGCGAGAUAGGAAUGCGGCAAUUACGCUUGCCCGGAAAUACGCCCACGAUUGCAACGUCACGCUUGCUGGACCGGAUGAUCAAGUAUAGAAAGUAAACUUAACUGACAAAGUUUUCACGAAAUGUGAGUGUACAAUCAGGUUUUUUUUUUUACAGUGUGAGUAAUAUGUAUGCAUGUGUGUCUGUCAUGAUUUAAAAAAGAAAAUUAAACAAAGAAAAAAAAAGGUGUAUGCUAUAGUGAUUUGGGUUUUCCACUAAUCUUUUGGUUGUGUUUUAGGCAUUGUUUUUUUCGUUUGCCUAAUCAUCCGUUGUAACGAAUUGCCGAUUUAUAAUUAAUUUGUUCUUUGUGGCUGAUUUGCAUA
This is a messenger RNA of Morus notabilis, 2188 nucleotides long. RefSeq names its product stomatal closure-related actin-binding protein 3. The record is from RefSeq and is a predicted model, not a curated record. Bases 438 to 1916 code for a protein of 492 amino acids. Gene Ontology annotation, molecular function: actin binding. Gene Ontology annotation, biological process: actin filament organization; regulation of stomatal movement. NCBI's taxonomy places the organism in Eukaryota, Viridiplantae, Streptophyta, Magnoliopsida, Rosales, Moraceae. The transcript has 13 exons.